GAACUACAACAAACGUACAUCGAACCCGGUGUUGUGAGCAUGGCUAUAUUUCGUAAUGCGCUCAGCCGAAGUCUUCCUGAACUUGAUAAUGGACCCCAAGGUCAACCAAUUCUGGUCCAGAAAAAAGAACCGGAUGAAAACUGGACAGACCACGACACAAAAGGUUCUCCUACAACAAAAGUGUACAAAAGACGUUGGGUGAUUGUAAGCCUGUUUUGCCUCUAUUCCAUGAGUAACGCUUAUCAGUGGAUCCAUUUAAACAUCAUUGCGAACAUCAUCACAAAGUAUUACAAUGCCAGUCUUCCGGAAGACAGAUUCCAAAGGGAGACAACCGUGGACUGGUUAUCUAUGAUUUACAUGCUAGCCUACAUUCCACUUAUAUUCCCCUCUACUUUCUUACUCAAUAAGAAAGGACUUCGAGUUUGCGCCAUUGCUGGGGCUUUUCUGAACGCUCUUGGGGCGUGGUUGAAGGUUGCUUGCAUUUCCCCUGAUCGUUUUCCAGUGCUUAUGUUUGCUCAGACUAUUUGCGCUAUUGCGCAAAUCUUUAUUCUUGGACUUCCUGCCAAAAUUGCAGCUGUUUGGUUUGGCCCCAACGAAGUUUCAACAGCUACCUCUCUUGGAGUAUUCGGAAAUCAGGUAGGCGUUGCGAUUGGAUUUUUAGUCCCACCUAUUUUAGUCCCGAACAGCGAACCACUGGAGGAAAUCGGUGACGAUCUCAGCAUUAUGUUUUAUGGAGGAGCUGGUUACAUGACUCUGCUACUUAUCUUAGUUAUAAUAAUUUUUAAGGAGAGACCUCAUCAUCCCCCGAGCAAGGCCCAAAUGAUGGCUCUACAGAAUGUCCACGAAGAGCAUUACGGGAAAUCACUCCUCAACCUUUUCAAGAAUAUUGGUUUUGACAUCCUCACAAUAACGUAUGGUGUAAAUACGGGAUGCUAUUAUGCAAUUUCCACGUUGCUGAAUCCAAUCAUCUUAGAUUACUUUCCGGGUCAUGAAGAGAGUGCUGGACAGAUUGGUCUGACCAUUGUAAUAGCCGGAGUAGGAGGGUCAAUUGUAGCCGGAAUCUGGCUCGACAAAACCAGGACAUACAAGGGUACCACGUUUGGUAUAUAUUUCCUGUCCAUGGCUGGAAUGGUAGCCUUCACCUUUACCCUUGAUGUUGACCUUUUAUGGGUUGUCUUUUUAUGCGCAGGGGCAUUAGGCUUCUUUAUGACCGGGUACCUUCCCGUUGGUUUUGAAUUUGCCGCCGAAAUCACCUACCCGGAAUCGGAAGGAACGUCUUCCGGUUUACUGAAUGCUUCUGCGCAGUUCUUUGGGAUCAUUCUUACCAUAGGUUGUAGAGCAAUGAUUAACAAAGUGGGGACAUUCGGUUCAAAUCUCUUAAUAUCAGGGACACUUUUGCUGGGAACCAUAUGCACGGGAUUCAUUGCAGCUGAUUACAGACGACAGGAAGCAGGGAAAGAGAUACUGGAGCAAAUGGAUAAUGUUUUGGAGAUAGAAAUAUCGGAGAAAGACUCCGAGAAAUACCGAAUGGCGGAACCCAAUAACUGUGACAACCAGUUGUGACAUCAUCUAUAUGUGUGUUCUGUGUAUCAUCAUUUUCACUGGUGGUCUAGACUGCUGUAUGUCUAAUCAAAAGAGAAAAAAGCGUCAUGAUCUCGAGUUAUCAAGUCCUCCAAUAUUAAUUUGUCUUAAUAUGUAUCUGAACGCAAAAAGGUGCUAGUAGUAUUGAAUGGCAGUAUUGGAUUUAACCUAUGACAGUAUAACAAACAAUUUUUUCAAGUUUUUCAAAAGUAGGUCAAACUCCAAGGUCAAAUUUUCUGGUACCCAAAGGAAGGUCUCGUCACAAGGAAUAUAGCUGUGAAAUCUGAAA
This is a messenger RNA of Saccostrea echinata, 1870 nucleotides long. RefSeq names its product heme transporter FLVCR2-like. Bases 40 to 1563 code for a protein of 507 amino acids. The transcript has 11 exons. Gene Ontology annotation, molecular function: heme transmembrane transporter activity; heme binding. Lineage: Eukaryota; Metazoa; Mollusca; Bivalvia; Ostreida; Ostreidae. The record is from RefSeq and is a predicted model, not a curated record. Gene Ontology annotation, biological process: transmembrane transport; heme export. Gene Ontology annotation, cellular component: membrane.